Messenger RNA from Exophiala xenobiotica, 1355 nucleotides. RefSeq lists its product as uncharacterized. Gene Ontology annotation, molecular function: protein binding. NCBI's taxonomy places the organism in Eukaryota, Fungi, Ascomycota, Eurotiomycetes, Chaetothyriales, Herpotrichiellaceae. The record is from RefSeq and is a predicted model, not a curated record. The transcript has 3 exons. Bases 185 to 787 code for a protein of 200 amino acids.
GCCAACCUUGCUCAUCACGCUGCUGGAUCGCCUCCGCGCAUCAAAAGGAGGUGAGGUCUGAAGUUGAUACCGGCACGAGGCUGUCCCACCUGACACCACUGGCGACUUGAACAAGCGACAACUGCCAUCCGGCUUCUAAGUUUAGGGGAGCAGACUAGACGAGCAUCACCACUACAAGGAGAGAAUGUUCCGAGCAUUUCUACGAAUAAAAGUUUGCAUGCUUGAUAACCACCCGCCAUCCAAGAACAAACGAGUGAGUACUACGACGCGGUUCUUGGAUUUGCCAGCAGAGAUACUGGACAUCAUCUUCGACGACCUCGAUAUCCUGGACCGUUGCUCUCUUGCGCUUUGCUGCAGACAACUGUGCCGGAUUGCCUGGUCCAACGAGCACCUGGAGUACUCGCUCAUUGAGCCUCCCAGCAUCAGGAGCCUCCAGUAUUUCUUCCAAUGCCAAUUAGGUCGUGGGUGGAUCCCUGAUACCCUCCGGUACUGUCCCGAUUGUGGCAAGUUCGCUUCCACAACACAGGUCCAAUGGCGGGCUAUUAGCGAGAAGCAGACCAGAGAGAUGUCGGGAAGGGUUUCUCGAUUAUGGCGUGCCAGAAGGGAAGAUGGAUGGCUUCGGUACUGGAUCGAUCGAUGGUGUAUGGACGAAUUCGACCGUCCAGAUAAAGUCACCAUGACGCUCCUUCAACAAGAUCCGACUACGCCUGUCUGUCCGAAAUGUGCAAUGCAGAGUACUGAGGGCAAUAGAUGGAGGUUAAAAAAAUCUCGGCAUUUGUGCGGCUGAUUCUCCUUUUCUGACCAGAUGCAUCUUUGUCAAGGCCAGCACGAUUGCACACCUAGAUCUCACCGCUACCGUGGAGGGAUGCCUUCAGAAGAAUUAUGAGCACAGUAUCCAUCAUGUCGGACUGGCUUGCAGCACAUGAACGCUGGAGAAGUCCCGCACCGGGGUUGGCUAUUCGAGGUAGUCUUUCUGAAUGAUGCUCUCGGUGGGGCUUGAAUGAGAAGUGAGGCUGAUGGCAUCGAGUCGAGGAGCCGGGGUUUACAAUGGGGCAUGACCUACAGAACGCACACAGAUCGAUACUAUAGGUAUCAUCUAACCCGAAGAUAGUCGAUCACGGAGUGGCAUUGAUGUGAAAGGGAGAGAUCUCGGGGCGCGAAGACAAGAUACCAAACUUAUCUUGUCACUUGUACUGGUACAGGACGUCCAGUGCCGUCCCACGACCCAGUCAUGUGCGAUGGGACAAUCACUCGCAUGGUGCGAAUUCGAGAGUCCUGGUAUCUACGAGUCCAGGCGGGUAUCUGGGCGAAGACGCGCAAGAACACUGGCUGCGCGGAGACGGGUGAGAUUUGGG